Molecule: messenger RNA, 1202 nt
Organism: Clarias gariepinus (North African catfish)
Lineage: Eukaryota; Metazoa; Chordata; Actinopteri; Siluriformes; Clariidae
Gene: commd6
Product: COMM domain containing 6
Exons: 7
Coding region: 194-781 (195 amino acids)
Molecular function (GO): NF-kappaB binding
Source: RefSeq, a predicted model, not a curated record
GUAUGCGGAAGUAACUUCUGUUUUCUGUCGGCUGAGCACGGAAGAUAUUUAUUGCAAUUAGAUUAUUUUUAUAUUAUCAGUUGAAGGAAUAAAAAUGCCGUUUACUUAACCUUUUUUUUAAUAAGUUUAAAAUUUUGAAGAGAUUAGUUGUAUUGAUUUUUUUUUAAGCUAGCUCUCUACCGUGUCUAGGAGGAUGGAGCGAUCAUCGGAUGUGGCAGUAAUUGAGAACAUUGGGAAAUUGCCAUCAGAUGUGUUUGAAGGAACAUGUCAUGAGAUUCUGCUUCAUCUUGAAGGAAAGCAUAGAGCAGUAGACGUGGCUGAAAACUACCAGAAAUUUCAACGAGCUGGGAUAAACCUGGACUGGAAAGCUGUUCAGGAUAUUAUUAGGCUGUUGUCAUUUAAUUUUAGAUCAGCUGCAAAGACUAAUCUCACUGCAGAUGGCCUGGUCACUAAAUUAGGAGAGUGUAGUUCUAAAUGGUCCAAAUCGGCUUUACAAGUCAUGCACCAGCUGUGGACUGAACAUGGCUCUCUUGUACAAGCACAUCAGGAGGUGCAUACUGUGGCCAGCAUCGGACAGCUGGUGGAUAUCCAGUGGAAGCUGGGCAUGGCUGUGAGCUCUGACACAUGUCGCUCGCUCAACUCCCCGUACAUCUCUGUCCUGAUGAAAGUUGCAGACACAUCUGGAGAAAUUUCUUACAAGUCUUUUGAAAUGACAGUUCUUCAGUUCCAGAACUUCUACAGACAGUUCAAAGAAAUUGCCUCUGUUCUGGAAACUGUGUAGGAGUUCAGCGCCAAUGGUUCAGCGCCAAACCAUUUCUAUUCCAGUCUGUAGCCUUUCAGUAUUUACUGAUUGUUUACAUUUAAGCUCUUUUGAAAUGUAUGUUUGAUAUGUGACUAACCCAUACUUAAGUAUUUGCCAUAAAACUUAUUUCAUGUUAAAUGUGAUUUUCAAAAUGAUUUGUUAUAAACACUGAAUAAUCUGUAAAUCUAACUUGACCUUAAAAAUUAAAAUGUAUAGAUGAACGCAUGUAAAUGUCCAGUUUAAAAAGAAAAUGGUUAAUAAAGGCAAAUGAUUUGAUGUAGUAAUUACUAAUUUAUACUGUUAUUAUUAAAACACUAUUACUGGUGUUAGUUAAUAGCAUGCAUCAUAUUGUCUUAUUUAUCUUGUUUUUAAGCUCAUUAAAGUAAGAUUUACAAAUAAA